AAUCACAGUUCACAUAGAUCUAUCACAGCUGUUAAUUUAGUUUGAAACGUUUGAAACAAUGGGAUCCAAGAUAUUCGCUGCACUCGUAUGUUGCUUCGCUCUGGUGGUGGUCAGUGCCUUACCGUACGGACAUCAUGGACAUGGUCAUGGGGGUCACAGUGCUUCCAGUCAUGCUUCGGUGCAUUUAGUCUCACACGACGAUCAUCAAGAUCAUCACGGUCACCACGGUCAUCAUGGACACGGACAUGGACACGAUGAUGGUCAUGAUUCACACGCUGAGUACAAAUUCAAUUAUGGUGUUAAGGAUACGAAGACGGGUGAUAUCAAAGAGCAGAGUGAACACCGUGAUGGUGAUAAGGUGUCCGGACAUUAUGAACUGAUUGAAGCGGACGGCCACAAGAGAACUGUACACUAUACGGCUGACAAGCAUAGUGGUUUCCAUGCCGUCGUGCACCGUGAGCCCACGCACCAUCAUGUAGCUGAUCAUGGACACACCAGCUACCAUGGUGGACACGCCGAGGUUGAAUCCCACGAUGGUGGGGAUGCUGGUCAUGGCCACGGUCAUGAUUCUGGACAUGGUUAUAAACAUGGGCACGAAGGACACACUAGCUACCAUGGUGGGCAUGCCGAGGUUGAAUCGCAUGAUGGUGGGGAUGCUGGCCACGGUCAUGGUUAUGGACAUGGUCAUGAUUAUGAAUAUGGUCAUGAUCACGAUCAUUCUAGUGGCUUUUCAAUCAAACAAGAACAUGGUGUUGCAGUUCAUCAUCAUGGUGGACAUGAUUUCGGUGGACACAGUGGACAUUAGAUGAUUUAUCUGUACAAACUAAUAAUGGAUGUUUAUUUUUGUUAUGUAGAAAAUACUUUUAUUUUA
Bactrocera dorsalis (oriental fruit fly) is the source of this 871-nucleotide messenger RNA. RefSeq names its product histidine-rich glycoprotein. Gene Ontology annotation, cellular component: extracellular matrix. The record is from RefSeq and is a predicted model, not a curated record. Lineage: Eukaryota; Metazoa; Arthropoda; Insecta; Diptera; Tephritidae. The transcript has 3 exons. Bases 59 to 805 code for a protein of 248 amino acids.